AUGGAUGAUGAAGUUGGAGACCAUGAGAUCAAUGAGGAAUACAAUUGUGAUGAAUUGGAUUCAGAUUUAGAAAGUGAUGGGGAUGGCAGCUUGAAAAGGGGAAAUUUUAAAAAGUUUAGACAAGAUGAUAUGAACAAGGAUUUCAGAUUCUCACUGGGGAUGGAAUUUUGUUCACUGAAGGAGUUUAAAAAUGCACUAAUGGAGCAUAGCUUAUUAAAUGGAAAAGAGAUUAAGUUUAUGAAGAAUGAUCUCACAAGAGUAAGGGCAGAAUGUAAAAAAAAAAUGUGGCUUUUUAUUAUGGCUCGCAAGGUAGGAGGGAAGGAAACAUUUAGGGUGAAAACCUUAGUUGGAAGACACAGGUGUGGCAGAGUUUUUGGAAACAAAAAUGCAAGUGUGAAUUGGAUUGCCCAAGUUUUAGUUGACAGGUUUGUAAAUGUGGCUAGCAUGACUGUCAACCAAUCAUUGAUGACAUUAAAAAGUCAUUCAGUGUUGGAAUCACUACUUGGAAAGGCCAAACAAAUUGUCUUGGAUUCUCUUGUUGGUGAUAGGGAAAGACAAUAUGCUCGUCUAUAUGAUUAUGUGGGGGAAUUGCUAAGAGUCAAGUGUGGAACUUUUAAAAUUAAAGUGAAUCAACCCCAACCAAGUUUGCCACCAAGAUUUGGCUCUUUCUAUAUGUGUUUAGAGGGGUGUAAGCAUGGUUUUUUAGGAAGUUGCAGGCCCUUCAUAGGGGUGGAUGGUUGUCAUCUUAAGACAACAUAUGGUGGCCAAUUGUUGGUGGCGGUUGGACGAGACCCCAAUGAUCAAUACUUUCCACUGGCUUUUGCAGUGGUCGAGAAUGAAUGCAAGGAAACUUGGAGAUGGUUUUUAUCACAGCUUUUGGAUGAUAUAGGUGGCACUGAUUGUCAACGUUGGGUGUUUAUUUCUGAUCAACAAAAGGGACUAAUGGCAGUUUUUGAUGACAUGAUGGAUGGAGUUGAACAUCGAUUGUGCUUAAGGCACUUAUAUAACAACUUCAAGAAGCGAUUUGGUGGAGGAGUACUCAUUAGAGAUCUCAUGAUGGGAGCAGCAAAGGCUACAUAUGAGAAGGAAUGGGAAAAAAAGAUGGGUAAGUUGAAAGCUAUUAACAUUGAUGCAUAUAAUUGGUUAUUAGGUAUUCCUACCAAGAGUUGGUGUAAACAUGCCUUUAGUACCUAUUGUAGAUGCCAUGUGUUGAUAAAUAAUUUCACUGAGUCCUUUAAUAGUACUAUAUUACUAGCUAGAGACAAACCAAUAAUAACUAUGAUGGAAUGGAUACAAACUUAUAUCAUGAAACAGUUUGCAACACUUAAGGAGAAAGCCAUCACAUAUCCAGGAGUUUUAAUGCCUAGACCUAGAAAAAGGCUUGAUAAGGAAAUAAAAAAGAGUGGUAAUUGGGUUCCCACUUGGGCCAGGGCUGAAAAAUUUGAGGUCACACACGGCUUUACAAUGGAUAAGUUUGUUGUUGACUUAAGUAACCAUUCUUGUAAUUGUUACAAUUGGGAUUUAAUAGGAAUACCCUAUAAGCAUGCUAUUGCUGCCAUUAAUUACAAAGUUCAAAACCCUGAAUAUUAUGCCCAUGUUUAUUACAAGAAACAACCUUAUGUCACUUGUUAUGCCCCUGAAAUAAGUGCAAUAAAUGGCCAACAAAUGUGUCCUACUUCUGAAAACACACCCUUACUCCUCCCUCCAAUUUAUAAAACACCUCCUGGGAGACCAAAAAAAUUAAGAAGAAGAGAGACAGAUGAACCUGUGAGCCAUACAAAAUUGUCCAAGAAGCAUGCUAUUAUGAAAUGUAGCAAUUGCAAAGAGUUUGGCCACAAUAACACAAGGGGCACUGCAAGUGCAGGAGCAUCUAGUAGCAGGCCUAGAUCUGAACCACAAGCAUCACCGUCAACGUCACAAGGAGCUACAGCUGGACCAGCAUCAACAGCUAAUACUGGACCAUCAUUCAGUGGAGCAGCAACUGCAUCAAGUAACCAAGUUGCAGGAAGAACACCCUCAGGACUGGGUGCACACCAUCUUGGUUCCCAAGCUAGUACCACUUGA
This is a messenger RNA of Vigna radiata var. radiata (mung bean), 2064 nucleotides long. RefSeq lists its product as uncharacterized. Lineage: Eukaryota; Viridiplantae; Streptophyta; Magnoliopsida; Fabales; Fabaceae. The coding region runs from base 1 to 2064 and encodes 687 amino acids. Gene Ontology annotation, molecular function: zinc ion binding. The record is from RefSeq and is a predicted model, not a curated record. The transcript is spliced from 3 exons.